Purpureocillium lilacinum is the source of this 1542-nucleotide messenger RNA. RefSeq lists its product as uncharacterized. NCBI's taxonomy places the organism in Eukaryota, Fungi, Ascomycota, Sordariomycetes, Hypocreales, Ophiocordycipitaceae. The record is from RefSeq and is a predicted model, not a curated record.
AUGGACGAAGCUACCAAGGCGCAGCAUGCGGUCAAUUCCGCUCCCGUCAGCGACCUAGCCAGCUGCUAUCAGAAAUGGGCCGAGCAGGACAUGGAAAGGAACCGCUUCGUGCAGAUGCUGCUGCAGAGAGUCCACAGCAACGACGAUGAGAUUCGCCGCCUGAGGCUGGAUCUCGACGCCCAGAGCUCGUCCCGCAUCAUGUACCAGCAACAGGCGGCCGAUUACAUGGCUCGCAACGAAGAGUACAAACGUCUUAUCAAUAACGACGCCUACGUUGCCGUUCUCGUCGAUGGCGACGGCGCCAAGUUCCGCGAUAACCUGCUGAGGGACCCCGUCCACGGCGCCGUCGAGGCGGCCCAAUUGCUCAAGCAGCAAAUCGUCGACCACCUCCGCAAAGAUACCCCCCUCGGCGACGAUGUGCCCAUUUUCGUACGCAUCUUCGCCAACGUCAAAGGCCUCGCAAAGGCCCUGCGCAUAUCGGGCGUCAUCAAUCAAGACGAGGAUAUGCAUAUGUUUGCUGAGAACCUCACCAAUAGCCGCGCCGAGUUCGACUUUGUCAAUGUUGGUCACGGCAAGGAAAAUGCUGAUUCCAAGUUGAGGCGCAUGCUUAACUACUACCACAAAGAUAUCCGCUGCAAGAAGAUCUUCUUCAUUGCUUGCCACGAUGGGGGCUAUACCCACGCCCUGCGCCCGUAUAUUGGAGACAGGGAGAACCGCAUCGUCCUCGUCGAGACAACACCGGCGGAACAUAAUAUUAGGAACCUUGGCCUACCAAUUACUCGUUUCGACAACGUCUUUCGCGACACACCACUCAAUAAUGAGACCAAAUUUAGUAUGCCACCGCCGCAACCGCAGGCGCAGCAGCCGCCGCCGCCUCAGAGCAAAGUCACCAGCCCGCCUGCUCCUAUCUUUGCUGCGGUUCCGCCCAAUGCCCUGACGCCGAGCACGACGCCGACACCGCCGCCGUCAGUGACGCACCGGCCAGAGGCAACCAUCGUUAGCUCAGGGAACGGAGGCGUCUCCAUUAAGCACAAAGGAAGCUAUGCUUCGGCCGGCGGAGCCAAUGGACACCAAAACCUUGCCGUUAGAAGCACCAAGGCCCGCCCGCCCAAGACUAUCGAGUUCAACGCCGACAAUGUCCGCCUCGACCCGCCUGUCAAGAUGCCAAAUGGCGGGCCGGCCCAAGAUUCGUACAGAAAGAAGCUCCAAUCGGCAAGUAUGGGCGCUUUCUGUAACAGCCACUACCUGAUGGGAUACUGCGGCUCCACUAACUGCGGCCGAGAGCACGAGAUGAGGCUCACGGCCGAGGAGCUGAGCGUCCACCGCUACAAGGCGCGCACCAGCCCUUGCCACCAUGGGCCCAAGUGCAUGAACUUUGACUGCGUCCUCAGCCAUCACUGCCCGCAGGACCCGUACUGCACUCGGGGAAGGGAAUGCCGCUUCUCCAAGCAUGCCAAGUACGGGAACCUGCACCUGUCCAAGGAGGAGCUGAAGCCAGUGAAGCGAUGGACCGAAGGCUCGGACUUUCCGGAACUACUCUAA